Messenger RNA from Pseudonaja textilis, 8693 nucleotides. RefSeq names its product Rho GTPase activating protein 32 (gene ARHGAP32). Gene Ontology annotation, cellular component: fibrillar center; Golgi apparatus; actin cytoskeleton. NCBI's taxonomy places the organism in Eukaryota, Metazoa, Chordata, Lepidosauria, Squamata, Elapidae. Gene Ontology annotation, biological process: small GTPase-mediated signal transduction. Gene Ontology annotation, molecular function: protein binding; phosphatidylinositol phosphate binding; GTPase activator activity. The record is from RefSeq and is a predicted model, not a curated record.
GAGGCGGCGCGGGUGAAGCAGCGGCGGCGGCGAGAAGGGAGCAGCGUCCCUCGUACCCGGCGGAGAAUGAUGAAGUCCUCUUUACAUGCAGAAGAGGAUGAUUUUGUGCCUGAGCUUCACAGAAGUAUCCAUCCCCGUGAAAGACCAGAUUGGGAAGAGACCCUCAAUGCAAUGGCAAGAGGAGCAGACAUCCCUGAGAUUUCUGGAGAGUUAUCCUUGCGUACCUGCGGCAGCACAGCUAGCAUGAAAGUGAAGAAUGUGAAAAAAUUGUCCUUCACCAAAGGCCAUUUUCCAAAGAUGGCAGAAUGUGCACACUUCCAUUAUGAAAAUGUGGACUUUGGCAAUAUACAGCUUUCACUCCCCGAGGAACAGAAUGAAGUAACAAGAAAUGGCUGUGAGUCCAAGGAGCUUGUCUACCUGGUACAAAUCUCUUGCCAGGGCAAGAGCUGGAUUGUGAAGAGGAGUUAUGAAGACUUUAGAGUACUUGAUAAACAUCUUCAUCUAUGUAUUUAUGAUCGACACUUUUCUCAGCUCUCAGAGCUACCCCGUUCUGAUGCCCUGAAGGAUAAUCCGGAGCUUGUUACCCAGAUGCUGAUGGCUUACCUGUCCCGACUCUCAGCCAUUGCUGGCAACAAGAUAAAUUGCGGUCCUGCUCUCACGUGGAUGGAGAUUGAUAAUAAGGGGAAUCGCCUCCUAGUACAUGAGGAGUCAUCCAUUAAUGUUCCUGCUAUUGCAGCUGCUCAUGUUAUCAAGAGAUACAUUGCCCAGGCAGCAGAUGAACUCUCCUUUGAGGUUGGAGAUAUUGUUUCUGUUAUUGAUAUGCCUCCGAAAGAAUUGACCACUUGGUGGAGGGGGAAACAUGGAUUUCAGGUGGGAUUCUUUCCUAGUGAAUGUGUUGAACUAAUUAACGACAAAGUCCCUCAGUCAGUGACCAAUUCUGUACCAAAGCCAGUGUCUAAAAAACACGGCAAGCUUAUUACUUUCUUGCGUACAUUCAUGAAGUCUCGACCAACAAAGCAGAAACUGAAACAGCGUGGGAUCUUAAAGGAGAGGGUAUUUGGCUGUGAUCUUGGAGAACAUCUUCUCAACUCUGGCCACGAUGUUCCCCAGGUCCUCAAGAGUUGCACUGAAUUCAUUGAAAAACAUGGUAUUGUGGAUGGAAUCUAUCGUCUGUCUGGGAUCGCAUCCAAUAUCCAAAAGUUACGGCACGAGUUUGACUCCGAACAAAUCCCCGACUUGACAAAAGACGUCUAUAUUCAGGAUAUACACUGUGUGGGUUCACUUUGCAAGCUCUAUUUUCGAGAGCUCCCCAAUCCUCUGCUCACCUACCAGCUCUAUGAGAAAUUUUCAGAUGCUGUAUCUGCUGCUACCGACGAAGAAAGACUGGUGAAAAUCCACGAUGUCAUCCAGCAGUUGCCACCACCACACUACAGGACUCUGGAGUUCCUUAUGAGGCAUUUGUCAUACCUGGCUGAAUAUUGUGCCAUCACAAACAUGCAUACCAAGAACUUAGCCAUUGUCUGGGCACCAAACUUACUAAGAUCAAAGCAGAUAGAAUCUGCUUGCUUCAGUGGAACAGCAGCUUUUAUGGAAGUGCGAAUCCAAUCCGUGGUUGUGGAAUUCAUUCUCAAUCACGUGGAUGUCCUUUUCAGCUCUAAACUCAGCUCUGUCAUUCGAGAGAGUGCAGGUCACAGUUCCUUGUCACGACCUAAAUCUUUGCUGGUGUCCUCCCCGUCCACAAAGCUGCUUACCUUAGAGGAGGCCCAGGCCAGGACUCAGGCUCAAAUAAAUUCUCCAGCCCUGACUGACAGCAAGUACAUCGAAGUAGGCGAAGGACCUGCUGCUUUGCAGGGGAAGUUCCAUACCAUCAUAGACUUCCCAUCUGAAAGAAAGAGGCCACCCAGUAAGAUGAAAAAAUCCCCCGUGGGCAGCUGGCGUUCUUUCUUCAACCUGGGAAAAUCAUCCUCGCUUUCCAAACGGAAACUGCAGCGCAACCCAAGCGAACCAUCCGAAAUGAAGGCAAUAGCUCUGGCAGGUGGAAGAGGAGACAGUGGAACCUUGCGCUCCGCCAAGAGCGAAGAAUCUCUCUCAUCUUUGCAUGCAAUAGAUGGUGAGUCUAAACUGUUUCGACCCCGAAGACCAAGAUCGAGCAGCGAUGCUUUAUCAGCUUCUUUCAAUGGGGAACUGUUGGGGAACAUGAAUCGCUGCAAUUCUUACGACAAUCUGCCCCACGACCAAGAAAGCGACGGCGACGAGGGGCAUCUACAGGUUCCUGCCCUCAUUUCUCCCAGGUCGGCAGAGGACGUCGACCUGAGCCCGCCAGAGAUUGGGGUGGCUAGCUUGGAUUUCGACCCGAUGUCCUUUCAAUGCAGCCCACCCAAAGCAGAAUCGGAGUGUCUUGACAGCAGCACUUCCCUGUUGGAAUCUGUGGACUAUAACAAGGAUAAGCCAAGCCUCUUUAAGAAAGAGCUAGACUCGGGCAGCCAAUCUCAUACGCCCUGCAGUGCCACCAGCUCGGAACCAGUUUCUCCCUACCAAGAAAAAAACCCAAGUCCCUUCUUCACCCUGGAUUUGAGCCCAUCUGAAGAGAGACCAUCAAAACUCCUGUCUUUCUCCGAGAAGCUCACCUGUGCCUAUUCCCCCAAGUCAGGUCAAAAGCCAGUCAGAUCUCCGCCACUCGCUGCAUCAGAGCCCGUUCCUUAUGCUGUCCCCAGCCGCAUGCCAGACGUGGUUAUUGGAGGCGUGUCAGAAAGUGUCGGCCCUUUGGAUUGGGCUAAAAAAAACGUCGACAACAACGAAACGUCCGGCAUGUCCCCUCUGAGGAGCAUUGAAAGUAGGCAUGAUGAAGAACACCAGCAAGAACUCCAGAACGCCGGAGAUACCAAGAAAGUAGAGCUUCAAGAAGAGGUUGCGCUCAGCAGCGGCCAGAGUAAGCCUGUACCUUCUGGACUGACACAGCCAGGAGCUGUUGCCCUUGUCACCCCCCAGGAUUCUGUUCCAGUCAAUUCUGUUUCUGUUGUCCCUCCUCCACCUCCGAAAAAUGCCGCCCGCAUCCUGGCUCUAGCCCUGGCCGAAUCUGCCCAACAAGCUUCAGUUCAGUCCCAGAAGAAGCCAGAUAUUUAUUCAGACUGUAACAACUGUGAGAGUGCAGGAACUCUAGAAAAAUUCCACCCAUAUCCCAGCUCUUCUUCGGAAAAGCUCCAGUUCUAUGCUGCUCUUCCAGAGAACCCGCUCACUUUUCAGAUGAUGGGGGAUCUUCCGAGAAGCGGGUUGCCCUUAGUUCAGGGCCCCCAAAGCAGUGGCACAUCUGAAGGCGACAACCACCUCCACGUUGGCAUGUCUGAACAUCGGGACCUCUCCUCUUUCUCAAAUAACAUGGCAGGAGACCUUCAUGGAGGUACUAACAUGGGUUGGGAUCACUCUCACUUCUAUCCAUGUACAGUGGGGGACACGCAUCUUCUUACUCAGUCUUUUACCUCUGAAGAACAGAGUCAUCCUCAUGCUUGUCCUGGACGAACUGUCCAGGCCGAGUCAUCUACAGCGGAGAUACCACUAGAAAGUCCUCCACUCCACGCUGGUGUCCCUUUGGAUAAGAACCCAACCCAGGCCACCAAGAUUCAUCUUCCCCUCUGUAAAGUGGAGGACAGACUACCUUUUCCUUCAGUCACUCCUGGGGAGAAAAACGUCCCCGCAGAUCUGGCCUGCGUAAUGAAGAACCACCCAGCGGCUGCCAAACCUAAUCCUGGCAUGUCCAGACAGAAUGUCCCACCUCCGCCUUCCACAGUCACCGGCAACAUUACGUGGGGGGAGGCAGCUCUUCCUGCAGGAGGCCACCAAGUUCUACCCGUGAGACCAGGGGACCAGCCAGCCGUGGGACAGACUCCUCCCAAGAAACCUUCAGGAGGCUUCAGUCAGGUACAAGGAGAGACAACUCCAGACAAAUUGCUGGAGCCUAGAACAGCUGAGCCGGCUCCCGUCUUGGGUGCUGAGGCCAGCGCUACAAUUCAGUGCACUUCAGCCACCCCAGUGGCUCUGUUUCAUCAGGGACAUUUGGAGAAACCCCGAGAAAAUGCCAGGGCGCCACCUUUACAGAUGAGGUCCGAAUCUGUCCCAGCUCAAUCAUCAUACGCUUUCAUGCCUCCAGUACCGCCAGUGAGGACAAUGGAGAGCAAACUUGCAGCCGCCAUGCAUUCCAACAGCACCGAUACGAUAAACCCUGCCAAUUUCCAUGCUUUUAUGGCAUCUUCCUCAUUGCCACUAUCAGCAGAGGAUGCGUUGGCAACCCCUGCCCUGUCUAAGCAAGCAUCCCUUCCAUCAGCUUAUUUCCUUCCCUCCAAGUCAGAAAGCAUGCCGGAGCCUCCAGUGCAUCCCAAACCCUCAUCGGCUCACCAAUACAGGGCUGAAAAUAGCCAACCCCAGCUUUUUCACAGCAAGUCUGAGCAGCAUCCGGGCUACCCUUCUCUGUCGGAGACUCCCCCUUCCUUGGGGUCCCGAUAUAAUGCGUACGCCAGUCAAGGAAAGAGCUCGUACAUUCAUUACGCCAAGCCUCGCAGUCGGAUCGACUAUCUGUCUUCCCUAAGCCCAACGAUGAGGAGUAGCAGCUGUGCGGAGGAAGCCCCACCCUACCCCACCAUCCGGAGGGUGCAUUCUCUGCACGUGUCCACCCCAUCCGCCAUCCGAUCGGUUCCCAUCUCCCGCACUGAGGUGCCUCCUGAUGACGAUCCUCUUUACUGCCCUAGACCCCUCCUCCAAUACAAGCCAUAUCAGCCCCAUGGAGAUUAUCAUGUCACUCAGUUGCAACCUUAUUUUGAGAAUGGCCGGGUUCAUUACCGAUACAGCCCUUACUCCAGUUCCUCCAGCCUUUCUUGCUACACCACAGGCGAGGGCGGUUUUUACGACUUGGACCCUUAUGGUACAAUGAGGUUGAGGCAGUUCCAUCCUCCCCCAGGCAAAGAGUUUCCCUCCUACUCCAAGUUACCGACUAAGAACCUCUAUCGCUGUCCUGGUUUACCACCUUACUCUCGAGGAGGCCUUCCUGGGCACCUAGCAGGCAAAGAGCACAGUUUCAUUAGCAGGGAUGUGCCUCCUGCCCCUGACGUCAAACCCAUGUAUGCCUCCUGGGACUUGGAAGAUAUGGAGAAAUACUGCAUGCAGUCCAUCCGCCGAGAGAGCCGUGCCCGCCAGAAAGUCAAGGGGCCGGUCAUGUCCCAGUACGACAAUGUAGCCCCUUUGUUGCAAGAGGAGGUACGGGCCACGGACAUUGUUCACUUGCGUAGCAAAUCUGAUCCUGGGAAAACUGGACUCCUCACUGUUGCUGACGGGAAAGAAGGGAGAUAUCUAAGCAAAGGAGGGGCCCCCGAGGGAGAGGAACACUACUAUGGGCCCCAGCUGGAACCGGACAUCGACAGAGCCCAUUACCGUGGGGGUUAUGGGACUGGACAGUCAGAGAAACCUCUGCUCCCUCAGAAGCAAAGCAGUCUCAGGAGCAGGAAACCGCCUGAGGUCGGUUGCAAUUUCACUGAGUACAGAAUGCACCUUGCACACGAAGUGGCCCACCAGCAGCCGCCGGAUGCUAAAAACGCCCCUCCCUACCCCGAUUACCGACCAAAGGGCCACCCGUCGGAACACACAGAAUCCCUGAUGUAUCAGCACUCAGGUGGGAAAUACAUCCCGGCCAACCAUGACGUGGUGAGACUAAACCACAAAGAGGCGAAGCUGGCUGAGGACGGAGAACGGGCUCGAUCGAGACACCCAGCUGCUCCAGCUGAAAAGCACUCCAGAGACUGCCAUAAAGAAAGCGAGCACUAUGGGCAGCCUCCGGGCCCACCGCCUAAGCCAGAGCGGAGCCAUAGCCUCCGGUUCCAGCACUCCGAGAUUACACAGCGGGAUGCUGGUCUCCUGUACCCAUACCAAACCCUUGGCAAACGCCAAAGUACAAUGACUGUGGUAUCCCAGUAUGAUAAUUUGGAUGAUUACCAUACCAUGCCUCAGCACCAAAGAGGGGGAUACUCUGGAGGAGGGGGAGUUGCACCUUCUUUUCCUCAUCCACACAAUAGUAGGACUUACGCCACAGCUUUGGGCCAAGGAGCAUUUCUGCCAUCUGAGCUUUGCCUUCAGAGGCCAGAGACAGAAGUCCAUGCAGAGUGAGCUCAGGGGGGGCCGAAGAGAUAGAGUGUUAGCAGCCUCUGCUGGACAGUGGACUGGUUUUAUUUUUUCAAUGAUGCACAAACAUGCACACGAACACACAAAACCAACUCCUUCCAUUAGCCCUGUUGAGUUUCUGCUCUGUCCAGUCCUCAUGCCGCUUAUAGGGGAUGACUUCUUUUUAAAUAAACACUAAAUGUAUAGUUUUAUCCCAUCGUUUAAACGUAGCUUGCAGCAAUCACACAGGCUUUUUUUUUUUUUUUUGUUAAAACUUGAAGACGCAACCGGUCUCCAGGAAGAGCAGCAUUAAGGACGAAGAGAGGCUGGUCGCGCUGUGAAUGAUUCUCAGUUCCCAUAGAUUUCAACUCAUGGUGUUUCUCUUUAGCGGUCCCUGUCUUUUAAAGCCACACGCAUGAUGUACGUAUUGAUAGGCUAACACAGACGUUUCUUCUCCAGGCAAAAGUCCCCUUGUAUGUGAUCUUUUAGAGGAAGUUUCACGGAAUGCCAAGCUUCAGUAAACAUUUUAACUUGGUCCUUUCGGGUUUUACGCCUCAAAUUCUAGGGAAAAAAAAAAGAUUUUGCAUCGUGUGUUAUUCUCCCUUUAGUUAUACCGCCACUUCUUAGAUCUUUUUUCACCCUCAAUUUUGCUUUCCCUAUUUGUCAAGGUGAAAGCCAGUCCCUUAUUGGGCGACUGGUAUCGGUGAGCUCUCAGGCAUGUUACCUGGUCUAUUUCCCCAUGAAAGAAAUAUAUAAUAAGCUGCUUCGUAUAUUUGAGAAGGGAGCGGUGGGUGGGUGGGAAGGGAACCAUUCAUACAUUAUAAACAGAGUUUUGCUUCGCCAGGCCUACAGGCUGUGCCUCUAUUCUCUCAUAAAGGGAAUCAUCUUCCUGAACAUCUUUUCCAUAGCAAAUGGCGUAUCUUGCAAAAGCUUCUGAACAACAGAAUAUCCAGGGAUUUUUCUCCUGAGUUGAGAGCCAUUGAAAAACGCCACGCUGGGCUCCUUUCCCCCCCAGUCGCGGAUAACAAGAGAAUCGCGAUGCGUUUCAUCGUUUUAGCAGUGUAAAUUUAUUUCAACGUUGUUAUUAAGUAGCCUUGUGCCUAGCCUAACCGACAGCGGUCUAGAAAACAAUUCCACAUGUCUUUCUGAUUGCUCAGUUGGUGCUGCUGAUCAACUGAUCCUGGUACGGCUCAUCAUUAUGACGUGGCGAAGGUACUACAGAUGUAGGAACAUUCCAGUUGGUUUGAGGUGAGGGACAGCAAAACAUGUCCCAGUAUGCAGGCACCUGUUGUGUAGUGUUUAUAGGAUAGCAAUAGGUAGCCCUUAGUACUUACUUGGACUCUCAAACUUCCAGCAGUCCUAGCCAGCAUGAUAUUGGGAGCAGGCAAUGGAAAACGGUGGAGUGGCAAGAAGUGUGUGUGGGAGACCUGUGUGCAGUAGAUGGCCUGUUGGGUACGCAACUGUCUCUCACUUUCUAAAGUUUUGUUUUAAGAUGCCUGUUGAAAGGAGAAGCUUUGACUUGCUUUUCUGGAGAAGUUCUAAAUAUGCGCAGCUCUUAAUCCUUGUGUCCUUACCACAGAGGGAUCUUGGGUUUUCAUGCUGCCUUAGGCUAGCUCAAAGAACAUGUCAAUGUUCCGCUGUAAAAGUUUUCCAGAGUGGCCGGAGUCCAUCCCAGGAAUACAGUGCUUUGUUCUUUGAGGUCACCACAACAAUGUAAAGCUAGAAUGAGGCCCAUGGCACACAUCUGUGUCAUUUCUCUGUGUCUGGGCCCUUGUUCCAGAAUCAUUGAUGGGCAUUAACUUAGAAUACUACCUAUGUCAGUUUUCCCUUGAGCAACAUCAGGUAACUCACAAGGGUAACAAAAGCUUUUCAAAACCAGCAAAAUACCAGUUAUUCAGAUAGUUCUCUAACUACAGUCAAAUUACAUUCGUUUGGUUAUUACAGUGCAUAUUUCUUUUGAAGUUCCAAUUGUCUUAAGUACAGAUUUUAGUGGUCAGAAAAUUCACUGUGGUUUAAGCUUGCAUCUGUUGUCCUCCCCCCCUUUUUUUUAAAAAAAAACUAUUUGUUUGUGUUUGUUCAUGCUGCAUAAAUAAAUGUGAGAAACAGAGGAAGGGAGAUUCCAAUGCACUAAUGUCUGGAGCAAGCAGAUUUUUCUCUCUCUUUUUCCUAGGGUCUUUCCUUGCUCCUUCUAGCAAGCCCAGUUGUAACCCACAAAUGGCACAUGGCCAUUGUAGCUUCCAGCCUUUUGAUCUCUUGAUGUUCUGUUGGUGGAUGAUGAGUUACAUUGUUCAGUUUCCCUCUAGAAUUAGGACAAGGAUAUACCAUUAUCCUUAGGGCAGUUAAGGUUCAGGUUGCAAUACCUACAGUUCAAACUUGUAUCUUCACCAAAAAGAAAACCCAACUCUCCAUUUUCCUUGUAUUCUCUCCUUACAUUAGUCUUAAUCUAUCUGCUGCCCAGAACCAACCUGAUUUCUUUCCCUGUCUGUAACUCCUGUUUUUUGUCGCUCCUCUAACUGAGCUGAUGAUAAUAUGAUCUGAUCUCUUUUUGGGGG